CGCUUGCCGGCGUCUGAGGGCGCGACCUGUGUGAAGGCAAAGGGCCAGCCUUGUGCUACUGCGAGCUGCGAGUAGGCGUGGUGUAGUCUGACGGCUGCACUGAGUGUGUGCUGGCCGUGGCGGGUUAAGUCGAGCCCGGGGGAAGCGAGCUGGUGGAUCCUCGCAAUACUACCGUGUCUGUGCCAGCUGUCAGUCCAGUCAGUCCAGUCCGUCAGUCAGUCAGGCAGGCAGUCAGUCAGUCUGCCAGUCCGUCCGCCCGUCAGUCAGUCAGUACGCUUAUUAGCCCGUCGGAUGCUGAUUCUACGCGGGCCAACGAGUAUCUUCUCCUGCCUCGCUCCCUUUCCCUUUCUCUCCUAUGUGCUUGGCGCAUCAUCCAUGGCGCCCAUCCCAAGGCUCCUCUCCUGCCAUCGCAUUCGCAUCCUGAAGUUUGUUGCUGUGCAACCGCGUCUGACAGGUUUUCUGACAGCUUCUCUGACUCGAUUUCGUGCCUCUUCGACGCGGGCACAUUACUCGGGAGCCUGUCAAGCCUGCUGAUCGCCGUGUGCAAAGGGACGUCGGGCGUGGCAACCACAAUGACAGGCAUC
Exserohilum turcica Et28A is the source of this 584-nucleotide messenger RNA. RefSeq lists its product as uncharacterized. Lineage: Eukaryota; Fungi; Ascomycota; Dothideomycetes; Pleosporales; Pleosporaceae. Bases 376 to 534 code for a protein of 52 amino acids. The record is from RefSeq and is a predicted model, not a curated record. The transcript has a single exon.